Spinacia oleracea (spinach) is the source of this 840-nucleotide messenger RNA. RefSeq names its product DNA repair protein REV1-like. Gene Ontology annotation, molecular function: deoxycytidyl transferase activity; DNA-directed DNA polymerase activity. The record is from RefSeq and is a predicted model, not a curated record. Lineage: Eukaryota; Viridiplantae; Streptophyta; Magnoliopsida; Caryophyllales; Amaranthaceae. Gene Ontology annotation, cellular component: nucleus. Bases 295 to 588 code for a protein of 97 amino acids. The transcript has 5 exons. Gene Ontology annotation, biological process: error-free translesion synthesis; error-prone translesion synthesis.
UUCUUUUGGUUUCCUGUUUUUCUCCCCCGAAACCCUUAAUUCCUUAAACACUUUCUUACAGUUCUACCUCUCUUCGUGCGGUUUCUUCCUCUUUGGCGUUCUCCUUCAUCCUUUUCAUCAUCAUUCGAUCUUUCGAGAUUUGCGUUUCGGAAUUGUUGAUUGGGUCUUUGAAUUGGAGAUAAGAGAAAUUGGUGAAUGGGUCUUUCAAUUGGAGAUGAGAGAAUUUGGUGAAUCGUGUUUCUGAAUUGGCGAGAAGAACAAGGUUGCACAGCUAGUGCAGGGAUUGCUGCAAAUAUGCUUAUGGCUCGUCUUGCAACCAGAACUGCUAAACCAGAUGGUCAAUGCUACAUUUCUCCGGAGAAGGUCGAUGAAUAUAUGUUACAACUCUAUAUAAAGACACUUCCAAGUAUUGGACAUGUGUUGGAGCAAAAGUUGAAAAAGAAAGGAGUUCAGACUUGCGGCCAUCUGCGAAUGUUUCCCAAGGAGGCUUUACAGAGGGACCUCAGAACAAAGACCGGUGAAAUGUUGUGGAAUUACUCCAGAGGUGUUGAUAACCGGUUAGUUGGAGUCAUUCAGGAUGGUAGAUAGGAGAAUGGUAGAUAAAAGGAUGGCAGGAAGGGCAUAGAUUGAAGUUCUUUUGGACUGAUUUUGGACAAAUAAAUUAAAUACUAGAUUUUUGUUAUUAUAAUGAUUGUUAUGGAUAUUUUAUUUUAAUAAUAAGUAAUACUUAAUUUGAAAUAAUUUUUUUUGUUUGUAAUAGUUGGAUGUUUUGGUGUAAUAUUUUCAUUUUAACGAGCUACUAAAUAAACGCGUAUGAAACUCUUAAUUGCUAUAAGCUCA